This is a messenger RNA of Fomitiporia mediterranea MF3/22, 2127 nucleotides long. RefSeq lists its product as uncharacterized. The record is from RefSeq and is a predicted model, not a curated record. The transcript has 2 exons. NCBI's taxonomy places the organism in Eukaryota, Fungi, Basidiomycota, Agaricomycetes, Hymenochaetales, Hymenochaetaceae. The coding region runs from base 130 to 1008 and encodes 292 amino acids.
CGCCGAGGCUGGCUACUCAGUAAGUUUAAAAGACCUCGAUUGGUCUGAGCUCCUCUCCCGCUCUAUACUACUCCUGGUCCACUCAACUCCUGCUCUCCACUCAAUUCAUAUCAGCUCUUUCUCUGCACAAUGACAGAGUACGACUACUCCCCCGACGCCGUCGAGCGCUACAUCGCAAAGCAGAACAGCGUAGCCCGCUGGGUCGACAGCCAGGAAUACCAGAAACACGCCUACCGCAAUCCUUUCGUCCCAGAUCCCAAGGAUUCCGCCAACGCACGAGACGGUAGAAAUCUCUCUCGCUCCGUCUCCACCCCACCUGUCGACCCAUACGCUCGCCACGCACGCCCAAGCACAGCACACAAGACCUCACAUCGCGACAAUCGCGACCCAUAUCGUGGCAUCUACUCCAGCAAUGGUUCCAGCCAGACUCAGUCUACUGCUGUCCCGACUGUGCACAGAUACAGCAGCGGUGGCACUCACUCGCGAAGCCAUUCUCAGAGCCAGAGCAUCCCGACGACCCAUCGCGUCCCUGCGCCUCCAUCCCGAUCACGCACCUACGCGUACGCACAGGGCAACAGCGGCAGCUCAAGCACAACGCACCUCCCAGCCUCCUCCCGCUCUCCCGUCCGCUCUCAAACGCUUCCAGCUCAACCGAUGGCGACCCAAUACACAUCUGCACCGGGCCAAACAGUCGUCAUGCAAAACGGGCGCCAGACAUACGUCGUCGUCCCGCCCCACGGCACGCGUGUCCAAGUUUGCUCUCCAACCUCCCAACCCGUCUCACCAACCUACGCCUACCCACAAGGUCAACAAGUCUACUACGCAUCCCAACCCGUCUCACCCACCAACACGAGCAAGCAAAAACAACCCUUCCUCAAACGUAUCUUCAGUGGCAACGGUGGAAGUGGCAGCGGGUCGAAUUCGGGUUCGAAUUCGAGUUACGCGAGGAGGAUGCCUGUGUAUGCUGCGCAGGGAGAGAGGAGGAGGACGACUUCGAUGCAUUAUUGAGGGCCGUUCGUCGCUCGGGGGUCGAGCUCACCUGAGUUCUUGCUUUGGCCUUAGCUCGACUUGACUCAACACCAAGCCGAACCACUCGAACUCAACACAACUCGGCACAACGCUCCGAACUUCUUCACGUCGCGUGUCGGUGUCUUGGUGUACAAAACCAAAACGAAGCAAGCCAGUACACCUGUGCACACUCGAUCGAAGGAAAGUUUGAACCCCGUGACCACGCCAUACCCGACCCACACCAUACCCAAUACACCACCAACACACGAACCCCGGCCGGCAUCUCGGACGGAAAACACGGACACGAAAAAGGAAUUUCCCUAUUAAACAAAAGAAUCACACACAGACAACGCAAGAAAAGAAGAAAAAGGUCGAGUGGGCGAGGUAAUUACGGUUUACGAAUUACGAUUUUCGAAGGUGCACACAUCCAACCUCGGAGCUUUUGCCAUGGACCUGUUAUGUUUUCGGAUGGCUUAGUGGAGAGCUUGUUGGUUCGGAUAACAGCGCCUCCUUUUCCCCCUCCUUACCUCCUGGGAAUCUGGGAAUCAAAGCGCUUCUUUUCUUUUCCUCGCCACACCCUUCCUUUUCCCUGGUUCUGACUUCUGGCUUCUUGAAGUUCGCCGACCGGAAACUCUCUUUUCCUCCUUGCCUUGCCUCACUUUGUUUUGUGUGGUGUUGCCUGACCUUACUUCACCUCGCCUCGGUUUUUCUCUCUUUGGUUCUUUGACACCGUGCCUCGCACUUCGGUGUUAGCUCCUAAGCAAGAAGCAAGAAGGAAGGACGCCGCCGCCUCGGUGUCUUUUCUUUCGAGGUUCUGUUUUUACGUUUGCGUUUGCCUGUGCCGCCGAGCUUUGAAUAACUUUGUCUGCGAUACCUCCUUACUCCCGUCCUCCAUACCUCCAUACCACCAUACCUCCGCCUUCAUACCUGCAUAUCUCCCUACCGUCAUACCUCCUUCUUCAAUCUCGUGUUCAUGUUCUUGAUCCCCGAGCUUCGCCAGCACUCCUGUCCUGUUUCUUUAACCUAGUUUAGGUGUCUUUAUUCACUUUCGUUCUUGUCUUGUUCCCCUUCUCCUUCCCUUUCCCCUUCUUGUUCUUUUCCCUUUACCGUUCCCCCCCC